CUAAAUAGAAAAUUAUUGUUCAUCCUCCUUGUGCUUUGUUGGUGAUUUUUGGUGUAUUUUCUGUCCACCUUUGAUCGAGCUACGUGACCAAACCUUGUAUUCUCCUUUGCAUUUCUGCAGAGUUGACUUGUUUUGUGGGUUAAUUCACUGCAAAACCUCUCCUUUCCUUUUCUUUUGAUCCUCUUCGUCUGUUUGUUUAAAUAAGAUGAAUGAUAGAUACAUUGACAAUUGGGAGAGGCUAGUUACAGCUACUCCACGGAGAGAGGAGCUUCGGGAACUUGCUCGUGCACACUCCAGGGACCCCAGCCUUGCCUCUAUUUCGUCAGAUUCCAGUUUCACCUCUUCACUUCACGAUCAUUUGUAGGACCCUGAAGGUGCAUCUCUUAUACUUUUUGUGAUAAUGACGCAAUUAGGACGUCAUGACGAUUAACUGGUGAUAAUUCUAUAUAAAUUUUUAUUUUUUCUUCUUUCACUACCAAAUUACUCAUUUUAAAUAUUUUGUUUAUGGACAUUGGAGUCUUUGGGGGUCCUAUCUUUUCUGUGAGAUCAUUUUGCACUUGCAAAAAUGUACAUGUAAACAAAUUUGUUUUAUGGUUAUGCCUGUGAAUACCGGUAGUUUAUGUUUAUGCUGCUAUGAUUCAUUUGCAUAAAUUCUCCAAAUCCAACAUUGCUUCAGCUUCUUCCAGCUCAAGCAUCCCUCUUCUGACUCCAAGUCCUGAAGAUAGGAUAUUGCAGUUGCGUGAUGCAAUGCCUAUUUCUUUCAAUGAAUUAAAAUAUGCGACCAGAAACUUUCAUCCUGACAAUAUUUUAGGGGAAGGACAAUUUGGUCGUGUUUUUAAAGGAGGGAUCAACAUACACACUCUUACUGCUGCAGAGCCAGAAUAUGGAAUGGUUGUUGCUAUCAGGAGGUGUAAUGGUAUGCCAGGGUUCAAGGAAUGGUUGGAGGAAAUGGAUUAUCUGUCGCAAUUUCAUCAUCCAAACCUGAUUAAACUUCUUGCUUACUGUGACGACGGUGUCUACAAGCUAUUGGUAUUUGAGUUCAUGCCAGAAGGAAGCUUGUCUAACCAUUUGUUCAAAGGAGGGCGUCAGCAUCUUUCUUGGGAUAAAAGAAUCAUGGUGGCCAUUGGUGCUGCAAGGGGUCUUUCUUUCUUUCAUGAUGUUGGAAACAAAGUGACAAGUAAAAACUUUAAGUCUUCAAACAUUCUUUUAGAUGAGGAAUUUAAUGUCAAGCUGUCCGACUUUGGUUUUGCUGAAGCAGUGAGAAUUCCUUAUGAGACUCCAUUGGGUAGUUUCUACGUUCCAUGGGAUUACAUUGGCUAUGCUUCACCGGAUUACAAAGCUUCAGGUUAUUGGUCAAAAGAACGUGAUGUAUAUGCCUUUGGGGUUGUUUUACUAGAAUUACUAUGUGGACGUCAGGCUUUUGAUAGAAGAAGAAAUCUGAUUGACUGGGUGAAACCGUAUUUGUCUAACAACCAAAGAGUGCACAAGGUUAUGGACCCUCUAUUGGAUGUCAAAUACCCACAUAAAGGAGUUCUUCGUUUUGUAAAGCUUGCUUUGUGGUGCUUGAGCGAAGAUCCCCAUUUCGGGCCAAACAUGGCAGAGGUUUUAGCAGUACUUGAACGAAUCAAAGGUCUGUCCUAAAUUUAAAGUUCUUUGAACUUCAGUUUGUAUAUCAAUAAAGAAAAAAUUCUAAUAUGACAUCUUCAGCGCCUCUGCUAUCAUUGUAUGAGAAGUGUCAUGGUGUAAGGCUAAUUGCAGUUACUGGCAACUUGCAAAUAAAAUGACAUGUUACCAAACCCAAA
Messenger RNA from Olea europaea var. sylvestris, 1802 nucleotides. Its product is annotated as probable serine/threonine-protein kinase PBL3. Bases 634 to 1641 code for a protein of 335 amino acids. Lineage: Eukaryota; Viridiplantae; Streptophyta; Magnoliopsida; Lamiales; Oleaceae. The record is from RefSeq and is a predicted model, not a curated record. The transcript has 5 exons. Gene Ontology annotation, molecular function: ATP binding; protein kinase activity. Gene Ontology annotation, biological process: protein phosphorylation.